AAUCACAUAUUGAUUAAUAACUAUAAAACUUCAAACAGAUAGCACAAGUAUAAAGUAAUGUUGGUAUGACUUGAUGACAACCAUUGUUCUAACAAGUUAUCAAGUUAGGCAACAUUGUACACCGAUAUUAUAUUCUGUCUAGUUGUGCUGCAAAUUCCCUAAAUAUGUCUAAUAAACAAGAUACUAUAAGUAAACCAGAGAAGUCAUUACCUCCACCACCAAAGUGUACUCCUGGAUGGAAUGAUCCUCCUCCACUGGGUACAGCUAUGUUGACUCCAUCAAAGCCAAAGUUAACACAGAGGAAAUUUGUGUCUUCCAUAUUCAGUCCAACUGAUAGCUCAUUGCCUGUCAGUCCCAGUGAUCCUAAGUUGGAAGAGCUCAUGGCAAGCUUGCACAAGAUUUUGCUAAAUUCUGGAGAAGACAUGGAAAAGAUUAUUGCAGAUGUCCCUCGUCAGUGGAAACAGCCAUACUGUGAUGAAAACUUGAAGGAGAAGACUUUGCAGAUAUGCAGGCAUCUUUCUAACAAGAACUAUCAGGAUGCACAUGAUGUGAUAAACACAUUCAAUGGCACUCAACUAUGGUUCACACUGUUCUUUAGAAAUGUAAUUACUAAAAUUACUGAUAUUCAAUAAGACAUUUAUUUUAUGAGAUUGCUAUU
Messenger RNA from Nicrophorus vespilloides, 658 nucleotides. RefSeq lists its product as uncharacterized. Lineage: Eukaryota; Metazoa; Arthropoda; Insecta; Coleoptera; Silphidae. The record is from RefSeq and is a predicted model, not a curated record. Bases 165 to 632 code for a protein of 155 amino acids. The transcript is spliced from 2 exons.